Molecule: messenger RNA, 2721 nt
Organism: Amphibalanus amphitrite
Lineage: Eukaryota; Metazoa; Arthropoda; Thecostraca; Balanomorpha; Balanidae
Product: ATP-binding cassette sub-family G member 5-like
Exons: 14
Coding region: 132-2090 (652 amino acids)
Cellular component (GO): plasma membrane
Molecular function (GO): ATP hydrolysis activity; ABC-type transporter activity; ATP binding
Source: RefSeq, a predicted model, not a curated record
AGCCGCUGCCGGGACAGGACAGGGAAGUUGCCACGGCUGCUGGGCUCGGCUCGGCGGCGGCGGCGAAUGUCGCGAGUGGCCGAGAGGGGAGUGUGUGCCACCGCUGCGCUCCACUCCACUCGACAGGAACCAUGCUGCCCAAUCAGGAAUACAUGCUCCAGCUAGCUGGAGUGUUCCAUACAGGGCAGGUGGAGUCGGGGACGUGUUUCCAGCAGCUGCUCGGCUCCGUCCCCACAGGGGUUAUCCUGAAGGAUGUGUCUCUCGAGGUGCACGGCGGAGAGGUCAUGGCCAUCCUCGGAUCCAAAGGCAGCGGCAAGCGCGCCCUGCUGGAGGUGAUCUCGCGGCGCGCCCAGGGCCGGAACAGAGGUCAGAUCCAGCUGAACAACGUGCCCAUGUCACAGCAGCUGUUCCAGGAGCACUGCGGCUACGUGACGCAAAAGGCCGACCUGAUCCCGGGCCUGACGGUGCGACAGACGCUGCAGUACGCCGCCAACAUGACCAUCUCCAUGCAGAUCUCCGGCGGCGUGAAGGCGGCCAGGGUGAAGCAGGUGCUGGCCGACAUGGCGCUCAACAACGUCAGCAACCGCGGCGUCGAGGACCUGACGCCCUCCGAGUACAAGCGACUCGUCAUCGGCGUCCAGCUGAUGCGCGACCCAGUGUGUCUGCUGCUGGAUGAGCCCACCUGGGACCUGGACCCGCUCAACACCUACUUCAUCAUCUCGAUUCUCUCCAACCACGCCAAGAAGUACAACCGGAUCGUGGUGCUGACCAUGGAGAAGCCGCGCUCGGACAUCUUCCCCUUCCUGGACCGCGUCACCUACCUCUGCCUGGGCGACGUCGUCUACACGGGUAGCACGCGCAUGAUGCUGGACUAUUUCCGCGUGAUCGGCUUCCCGUGUCCCGAGCUGGAGAACCCGCUCAUGUACUACCUGUGUCUCUCCACGGUCGACCGUCGCUCCCGGGAGCGGUUCAUCGAGUCCAACAACCAGAUCGCAGCGUUGGUGGAGCGGUUCCGAGCCGAGGGCGCCCCCUAUCGGAAGCACGCGCCGCCCGACAUCGAGCCGGACACGAUGCAGCUGAAGGUGCCGCUGUCGGCGUACGGACGGGCCCCGCUGCCGGCCGUCAUGUGGAGUCUCAUCUGGAGAACGUGCGACUCCAUCUUUAACUUCCGGCGGAGCGGUUUGAAGCUGCUCGGCCUCAAACUGUUCCUGCUGCCCAUGUUCUUCUUCGUCCUGUGGAAUUUCUACUUCCCACUUCAGGCCACGCAGCAGUCUCUGGUCACCCGGACGGGACUCAUCUUCAACUGUCUGGCCGGCGUCUCUCUGCUCUCUAUCGUCAUCACGGCGUCCACGUUCGGCGUGUUUCGGACGCGCUACUACCAGGAGUCCCGGGAGGGCAUCUACGGCGGCGCCACGUUCGUCUUCUGCCAGACUCUGAGCUCCCUGCCGCUCUCCGCGCUCUCCGUCUGCGCCGCAGCCUCCAUCAUAUUCUGGGGUCUGGGGCUGGGCGAGCACUGCGUCAACUGCGCGGCGCCCGGCUACAGCACCACUGAUCAGCUGUGGCAGUGGUUCCUCUUCUUCACCGUCCUCUGGGCCUGCUACGCGUUCGUCGAGCACCAGACCAUGCUGCUGCUGCUCUUCUGUCGCUCCUCCUUCUCGGCCGGCAUCGCCAGCUUCUACUGCACCGUCACCUACCUGCUCGUCGGCAGCAGCACGCUCAAGACGCUGGUGGGCCUGCCCAAGUGGCUGUACUACGUCAGUUACGUCGUCAUCUUCCGCUACGCCAGCGCGUUCCUGCACGAGCAGAUGUUCCGCGACAAGGAGUACCUGGUGAACCUGCCGUCUCGUAACGAAACAGCGCAGAUCAAGUGCAUCAGCAACAACGCCCAAUACGGCUGCAGGUAUUUGAACGGCACACACUACCUCCAAGAGCGGUACAGCCUGGGCAACAUCAAGAACCCGGUGGACGACCUGCACCUCUACUGGAACUUUGCCUGGACGUUCGCGUUCGUCGCCGGCCUGAUCCUGUUGAACGUGCUCGCCUACAGCAUGCCGCUGCCCAACUUCAUCAAGAGCAAGUUCCGAGAGUAGUGGAAGCAGCUCCGGGUAGAUGGCAGACACGCACCGGGAGGUACGUGGGUGUGUCUUUAUGCUGUUCGAAUGUGGGUGUAUGUGUUUGUGUGUGCGUGCAUGUGUGGGUCCGUUUCGUGCUUGUUUUAAGCUUCUUUGUUGGUUUGAUUUUUAUACUGUUCAUGGAUGUGAGAUGAGAAGUUCCAUGAAUGAUUCAUCGCUCUUUAAAGUUGCUUGCUCUAGUUCAAAGUCAUUUUUAGGACAUUUGCGUCGCCUUCAAAAUAUUUUGUCACAAAUCUUGCUUCUCUGUUAAGCUGGCUGCGAUAAGUUAAGUUUAAGCCAAAAAGUUAUAGCCUUUUUAGUUAUUGGUAGCUAUAAAAGUGGUUUGCAAUUUUUAUCUGUUUGGUUCCAGUUGAGGAAAAACUCGUCGGUAAUAGGCUCACUAAGCACGGACAUACGUUGUGAUAUGCGUAAAUGCAACAUACCACACAUGGGUCACCAAAUAUCGCGCAUCGCUGCAGCAUGCAUGAUUGUGUAUGUUCACUUACAAAUCGUGUUAUAUUUCCCUCGCACUCAAACAUGUUCGUUUCUUACCACAUAUGACUAUUUAUUUUGUAAAUGAAUAAAUUAUAUCAAUUUUGCAUUUCUGUUC